Molecule: messenger RNA, 487 nt
Organism: Racocetra persica
Lineage: Eukaryota; Fungi; Glomeromycota; Glomeromycetes; Diversisporales; Gigasporaceae
Source: the annotation of a GenBank genome assembly
CCAAGAGAUGGAUGCAAACAGAAUUGCCUUGUCCAAAUUUCUGGCUUAUCUGAAAAAAAGGAGUUAGUAAAAAAUAAUAUAGAAUAUUUGCCCUUAAAUACACUCUCUGACAAGUUCUUAAAAGAUAUAUUAGCGGAUAAAAAAGUUAUAGAUUGGGAACUCGGAUAUGCAAUGACUAUUCAUACUAGUCAAGGAAUGACUCUUAAAUCACCACAAUGUGUUUGGGUCAUUGAUGAAAAUCUAGCCUGGGAUAAUCUAAUAUAUUUGGCAGUUGGUCGUAUAAAAUAUUUAAGCCAACUCAUUCAGGUUGAAGCACCUCCAUUACCCUCUGAAAUUGCCCAAAAGAUUGAGGAGGAAAAAAAAAAAAAAUGGCUAGAACAUGAAUUGAGGCUGUCUAUUCAGAAAAAACUUAUCGGAUAUAUGGGCCAGGAUAAAGAAAAAGGCUGUGAAUUUGAUCUAACAGUCGACUAUAUCCUUAUAUUAAAAC